GCAAUGCAAUCCGUAAGAAGUGCGCUUUUGAACCUCAGAAAAGCAGAUUUUGGUGGAUCAAUUUCUUCCUCCUUGCCACGUCAUGUCUCUGGGUGUUGCUUCUCUUCUGCCUCUAACUACUCUCAUCAGGGAAAACAUGCAAGUGAAGAAACGGACAAUAGCUAUAACAUCGAUGAGGCAAUAAGUUAUGUUGGUGACGGAUCGUCGGAGUUGCCAAGAAAAGCAAAAGUUAGGAUCGGAGAAGAAACAGCCAAUCGAGAUGAAGGUAUGAAAGACGAGUCCAAAGAGAGGGCUCAUGACAUGAAACAAAGUAGCACUAGCAUAGCUGCCGAUAAGGCUGGUGAGGGUAUUAACAAAGCUGCCGACAUGGUGAAGGCGGCAACGGACAAGACAGUGGACGCUGUGGAUACUGUGGCAGUGAAGGCAAAGGAGACCGUAAAGGGGGCUUGGGAGGCCACUAAAGACGCCAAACAAAGAGUUUCCGGUACAUCCUCAUUCAAUGUUGAUCAUCUUUGGGAAGAUCACACCACAAAACCCGAAGAUGACACCGAAAAACAUAGGCACCACACCGGAAAACCCGAAGAUCACACCGGAAAACCGGAAGAUCAUACGGAAGGGAUGAUGAAAUCGAGGAAAUUGGAGGGUCAUUAGUUUGUGAGGUGGUAUUAGUUUUUGUUAAGGAUUAUUAAUUUAUGUUGGGAUAAAAUAGGUGGGAAAUAUAUA
Cynara cardunculus var. scolymus (artichoke) is the source of this 723-nucleotide messenger RNA. RefSeq lists its product as uncharacterized. Bases 4 to 651 code for a protein of 215 amino acids. The record is from RefSeq and is a predicted model, not a curated record. The transcript has 2 exons. Lineage: Eukaryota; Viridiplantae; Streptophyta; Magnoliopsida; Asterales; Asteraceae.